Messenger RNA from Manis pentadactyla (Chinese pangolin), 1160 nucleotides. RefSeq names its product NFIL3 like basic leucine zipper (gene NFILZ). Bases 307 to 1146 code for a protein of 279 amino acids. The transcript is spliced from 2 exons. Gene Ontology annotation, molecular function: DNA binding; DNA-binding transcription factor activity. NCBI's taxonomy places the organism in Eukaryota, Metazoa, Chordata, Mammalia, Pholidota, Manidae. Gene Ontology annotation, cellular component: nucleus. The record is from RefSeq and is a predicted model, not a curated record. Gene Ontology annotation, biological process: regulation of DNA-templated transcription; circadian rhythm.
CUUUGGAGGCCUCACGCGGCUGCUGCGGCCCACACAGGACCCACGCCGGGGGAGCAGCGGCCCGGGAGGCACCUUCCCUUCGGGUCUCCGAGCACCUCUCCCUGGAGCGCAGGCUGAACCGAGCCCUUGGCCUGUCUGCUGACCUCCUCAGGGGUAAGAACGCAGGCAGGAGCCUCCCUCCCCCCGGGGGGCAGUGCCAGUCCCCGGCCUCCAGCCCAGGGCCCCUGCACCCGCGGUCCUGCCCACUGGGGAUGCAGGGGCCUCCUGCCUCCUGGCUCAGACUUGCCCCCUGUUGCCAGGUGCCCCAUGGACCUGCGUCUCCCGGGCCUGCCCGCGGAGCCUCAGGGUCCCGGGAAGGACCUGCGGGCAGCGCGCGGCCAGGGCGCCGCUGGGCGUCGGCAGCGGGAGUUCGUGCCCGCCGAGAGGAAGGACGCCGCCUACUGGCAGAAGCGGAGGGAGAACAACGCGGCGGCCCGGAGGUCCCGGGAGAAGCGGCGGCUCGGCGACGCGGCCCUGGGGCGCAGGCUGGCGGCCCUGCUGGAGGAGAACGCCCGGCUCCGGGCCGAGCUCUGCGCGCUCCGCCCGCGCUGCGGCCCCCCGCCCCCGCCCCCGCCGGCCGCGCUGCAGGGGGAGCCCCCCUGGGCCGGAGCCCCCCAGCCUGGGGCCGGGCCUCCCCCUUCUCUGCGUGGCCCCCACGGCUGCCUCCUGAGGCCGUGCUCCCUGGACGCUGGGCUGCCGGGGUGCGGGGGCUGCCUGGUGGCUCGCGGGUGGGUCGGCCUGGCCACUUGGCCCGGGUCCCUCCAGGACCCCGUCCCCGCUGUCCCCAGGAGAACGGACAUGGCCUUGCAGCCUGCCCCCCCAGCUGCCUUCUUCAGCUGUCACCUCGUGGGUGGGCGUGGGGGGCCCAGGCCCUGCUGGGGUCUGUGGCCACAUGUGUCCCCUGAUUACCAAGCUUCAGGGCCCUCAGGUGUGCUGGGGACGCCCACUGCUGAUCCCAUGUGGCUGCCUCCCAGGGUGGCCUGUCCUGAGCCAGGGAAUGGUCCCGAGGGUCUGACUCAGGACACCCUGCCCCAUAAACGGCGCACCCCAUCCCCAGCCUUGGGUGGGGUACCUCUACGGGGGGAGGCUGGCCGGGGUGCCCUCUGAGGGCUUCCCUGGGG